AUGGGGGUCGCGAGCCGCGGCCGUCCCGGGGCGGCCCGGGCGCUGCUGCUGCUGUCGCUGCUACUGACGGGGACCGUCCCGCCGAGCCGGGGCCGCUCCACCGGGCAGCCAGAAGAUGUGGAUGAGUGUGCCCAAGGGCUAGAUGACUGCCAUACAGAUGCCCUGUGUCAGAACACACCCACCUCUUACAAGUGCUCCUGCAAACCUGGCUACCAAGGGCAGGGCAGGCAGUGUGAAGACAUUGAUGAAUGUGAAGAUGAACUCAAUGGAGGCUGUGUCCAUGACUGUUUGAAUAUUCCAGGCAAUUAUCGCUGCACUUGUUUUGAUGGCUUCAUGUUGGCUCAUGAUGGUCAUAAUUGUCUUGAUGUGGACGAGUGCCUGGAGAACAAUGGCGGCUGCCAGCACACCUGUGUCAACGUCAUGGGGAGCUACGAGUGCCGCUGCAAAGAGGGCUUUUUCCUGAGUGACAAUCAGCACACGUGCAUUCACCGUUUAGAAGAGGGCCUGAGCUGCAUGAAUAAGGAUCAUGGCUGUAGUCACAUCUGCAAGGAGGCACCGAAGGGCAGUGUUGCCUGCGAGUGUAGGCCUGGUUUUGAGCUGGCCAAGAACCAGAGAGACUGCAUUUUGACCUGUAACCAUGGAAAUGGUGGGUGUCAGCACUCCUGCGAAGACACGGCUGAAGGGCCCGAGUGUAGCUGCCAUCCACAGUACAAGUUGCACACAGAUGGGAGGAGCUGCCUUGAGCGAGAGGACACUGCCCUGGAGGUGACAGAGAACAAUGCCACAUCAGUGGCAGAUGGGGAUAAGCGUGUGAAACGGAGGCUGCUCAUGGAAACAUGUGCUGUCAACAAUGGAGGCUGUGAUCGUACUUGCAAGGAUACUUCAACAGGUGUUCACUGCAGUUGUCCAGUGGGAUUCACUCUCCAGUUGGAUGGGAAGACAUGUAAAGAUAUUGAUGAGUGCCAGAUCCGAAAUGGAGGUUGUGAUCACUUCUGCAAAAAUACUGUGGGCAGUUUUGAUUGUAGCUGCACAAAAGGAUUUAAAUUAUUAACUGAUGAGAAGUCUUGCCAAGAUGUGGAUGAGUGCUCUUUGGAUAGGACCUGUGACCACAGCUGUAUCAACCACCCUGGCACAUUUGCUUGUGCUUGCAACAAAGGGUACACUCUCUAUGGCUUCACCCACUGUGGAGACACCAACGAGUGCAGCAUCAACAACGGAGGCUGUCAGCAGGUCUGUGCAAACACAGUGGGCAGCUAUGAAUGCCAGUGCCAUCCCGGGUACAAGCUCCACUGGAAUAAAAAGGACUGUGUGGAAGUGAAGGGGUUCCUGUCCACUAGUGUGUCACCCCAUGUGUCCCUGCAUUGUGGGAAGAGUGGUGGAGGAGACAGGUGCUUCCUAAGAUGUCACUCUGGCAUUCACCUCUCUUCAGGACUGCAAGAGGCCUAUUCUGUCACCUGCGGCUCUUCUUCUCCUCUCAGGAGCAAACAGCAAAAAUCAAAUGACUCUGCUUUUGGGGAUGUCACCACCAUCAGGACAAGUGUAACCUUUAAGUUAAAUGAAGGCAAGUGUAGUUUGAAAAAGGCUGAGCUGUUUCCCGAGGGUCUGCGACCAGCACUACCAGAGAAGCACAGCUCAGUAAAAGAGAGCUUUCGCUACGCAAACCUUACAUGCAGCCCUGGCAAGCAAGUCCCAGCACCCCCUGGCCGAUCAAGCACCCCUAAGGAAAUGUUUAUCACUGUUGAGUUUGAGCGUGAAACUUACCAAAAGGAGGUGACAGCUUCUUGUGAUCUGAGCUGUAUUGUGAAGCGAACAGAGAAGCGGCUGCGGAAGGCCAUCCGCACGCUCAGGAAGGCUGCCCACAGGGAGCAGUUUCACCUUCAGCUCUCAGGCAUGGACCUUGAUGUGACUAAAAAGUCUCCCAGAACAUCCGAACAGCAGGCAGAGUCCUGUGGAGUGGGUCAGGGCCAUACAGAAAACCAAUGCGUCAGUUGCAGGGCUGGGACAUAUUAUGAUGGAGCACAAGAACGCUGCAUUUUAUGUCCAAAUGGAACCUUCCAAAAUGAGGAAGGACAGAUCACUUGUCAACCAUGCCCAAGACCAGAAAAUCUUGGGUCCUUAAAGACCCCAGAAGCUUGGAAUGUGUCUGAAUGUGGAGGUCUGUGCCAACCUGGAGAAUAUUCUGCGGAUGGCUUUAAACCUUGCCAGCUCUGUGCCCUGGGCACAUUCCAGCCUGAAGCUGGCCGAACUUCUUGCUUCCCCUGUGGAGGAGGGCUCCCCACCAAACAUCUGGGAGCAACUUCCUUCCAGGACUGUGAAACCAGAGUUCAGUGUUCACCUGGACAUUUCUACAACACUACCACUCACCGAUGUAUUCGCUGCCCAGCAGGGACAUACCAGCCCGAAUUCGGAAAAAAUAACUGUAUUUCUUGUCCAGGAAACACUACAACGGACUUUGAUGGCUCCACAAACAUUACCCAAUGUAAAAACAGAAGAUGUGGUGGGGAGCUGGGAGAUUUCACAGGAUACAUUGAAUCCCCAAACUAUCCAGGCAAUUACCCAGCCAACACCGAGUGUACCUGGACCAUCAACCCACCUCCCAAGCGCCGCAUCUUAAUUGUGGUCCCUGAGAUCUUCCUACCCAUAGAGGACGACUGUGGAGACUACCUGGUGAUGCGGAAAACCUCAUCGUCCAAUUCAGUGACAACCUAUGAAACCUGCCAGACCUACGAACGCCCCAUCGCCUUCACCUCCAGGUCAAAGAAGCUGUGGAUUCAGUUUAAGUCCAAUGAAGGGAACAGUGCCAGAGGGUUUCAGGUCCCAUAUGUGACGUAUGACGAAGACUACCAAGAACUCAUUGAAGAUAUCGUUCGAGAUGGCAGGCUCUACGCAUCUGAGAACCACCAGGAAAUACUUAAGGAUAAGAAAUUGAUCAAGGCUCUGUUUGAUGUCCUGGCCCAUCCCCAGAACUAUUUCAAGUAUACAGCCCAGGAGUCCCGAGAGAUGUUUCCAAGAUCUUUCAUCCGAUUGCUACGUUCCAAAGUUUCCAGGUUUUUGAGGCCUUACAAAUGACUGCCCACAUGCCACAAAUGUUCGGCUGUGGGCUUGGUGGGAUGGAGCCGUCUAUCUGCCUUCCACAUAGUCGGAUAUUGCCGUCUCCAGUAUCAGUGACUCAUUAGAGUUAAAUUUUUAUAGAUAAUACAGAUAUUUUGGUAAACUGAACUUGAAUUUUCUUUCCCAACAUUGUGGAAUGGCUUUGAGUAGCACUGACUUCUCACUGCUAUGGGAAGUAUGACCAGAUGUCUCAGGUCCUGCAAGGACUGGCUGAGCUAGACUUCAGUCAGUGCAGGUGAGACUCACCCUCCUUGGGUCUCUCUCCUCCUCUGGAGUCUGUAGUAGUGAAAGGACACCACAGAAGGGCUGCUCUGUCUGAAACAUCAGCUUUCUCCAGCCUGGGGCUCCCUAAGGCAGCCCUCCAAGCCCCUGUGCAGGCUCUGAGCAGGCAAAACAGGCAAGGAGGGAGGGAGGGCGCCAUCCACCCACCCUGAGACCUGAAAGGACUCUGUUUUCCACAGCCUUCUCCAGCCUGUGUGAGAUAAGUUUGAUCUCAGGAGCUUGAGUUCUAAGCUGUGAUCAUUUUUUAAAAAAAUACUGAAAGCCAAAAGAAUUAGAAAUAAACCUAAGCCCUUCUGGAGACUUAAUAGUGUAUACAUGUUGCCAGCUCCCCUCUCCUACCCUGCAGCAAAUGCACACAGCUGGUUUUAGCACCUUUCCUUGUGCCCUCAGACAUGGCUGAGCACCGAAUUAGGGCUUAGAGAGUUUGGGUGGAUGCAGUCUCCUUGGUGGAUGAGAAUUCACCAUCAUCAAAAGGAGAUUUCACCAACCCUGGUCAGUAUAGCCGAGGGUCUUCUUUCCACCACAAGGCUUCCUCCCAGCAGGCACCUGAGGACCACGUGGGAUAUGGGGCCCAGCCUGUCACUUGUGCCUUCUGUCCUCACUCUCCAAGGGCAGGGUGGAUUCUGUUCUGGGCAGUACUGUUCACGAUGCGCUCAUUCUCUGAUGGUAGCAGCACUACUGGGAGCAGCUACACACUGGCCUCUGCAUUUUUAAUAGUAUCACGUUUUUAAACAUUUAAAUCCCAAGUCAGAGUCUCAUUACAGUGGGUAAAAAAGAAUCUUGUCGGAUAAGCUGCCAUUUCCUAACCGAAGAACUGAGUACACACAGACAUAGUGUUUUGUUAUUUCAGUGAUAAUUCUACAUACAAUUUUCUAUACCAAAGUACUAAAAAAAUGUGUAACAAGUUUUUCUUGAAGAAAACAAAGAUGAUUUCAUUAUUAUUGAACAUAUUUU
Marmota flaviventris (yellow-bellied marmot) is the source of this 4347-nucleotide messenger RNA. The record is from RefSeq and is a predicted model, not a curated record. NCBI's taxonomy places the organism in Eukaryota, Metazoa, Chordata, Mammalia, Rodentia, Sciuridae.